UACGAACCAAGUUGUAGGAAAUGUGAAGAAAACGGCACGUAUUGCAGAUUGAGUAGGAGCAAUAACAGCAAGUUGAAGGAAACCGAAUGCUUCGACAUCCGUAAGCAGCCAAGAGGUGAAACGAAAAGACCACAUGAUCAAACAGGUUUGAUCCCGACUAGUCUUUUUGUCCUUGUUGUGCUAGUCAUAGCUACAUAUUUUAUCCACGGAACAAGCAAUUUAAAGAAAGAGGAUCAAGUAAAGAUCGAAAGGUUUUUAGAGAAUUACAGGGAUCUCAAGUCUACAAGGUACACAUUUGCUGAGAUAAAGAAACUUACUCAUAAUUUCAAGGACAAACUCGGCCAAGGAGGUUAUGGAAUAGUUUACAAGGGAGAGCUUUCCAAAGAUGUUCCUAUUGCAGCCAAGAUCCUCGACAACUUCACUGGUAAUGGCGAUGACUUCAUCAACGAAGUGGCAACGAUAGGUACGAUCUACCAUGUCAAUGUGGUUCGCUUAGUCGGAUAUUGUGCGGAUGGGUAUAAAAAAGCUCUUGUUUACGAGUAUUUGCCGAAUGAUUCUCUAGAAAAGUUCAUAUCAUCUGAUCAUAAAAGAGCUUCACUUGGUUGGGAGAAGCUCCAAGGUAUUGCUCUAGGCAUAGCCAAAGGAAUUGAAUAUCUUCACCAAGGUUGUGAUCAAAGAAUCCUCCAUUUCGAUAUUAAGCCUCAUAACAUCUUGUUAGACAAAAAUUUCAUUCCAAAAAUUUCUGAUUUCGGGCUAGCCAAGUUGUGCUCGAAAGAACAAAGCAUUGUAUCCAUGACAGCUGCUAGGGGAACCGUGGGUUAUAUUGCACCGGAGGUGUUCUCUAGGAAUUUCGGCAAUGUGUCGCACAAGUCAGACGUUUAUAGUUUUGGAAUGGUGUUGCUUGAAAUGGUUGGAGGGAGGAAGAAGAAUAUUGAUGUCAGUGCAGAAGUUUACUUUCCUGAAUGGAUUUAUAAUCGUUUAAAUUGUGAAGAAGUAAAUAACAAUGAAGGUGAGGAAGGCGGAGAUGCCAAGAUUGUUAAGAAGCUAACAGUUGUAGGACUUUGGUGCAUCCAAUGGUACCCAGGAGACCGGCCUUCAAUGAAAGCUGUGGUUCAAAUGCUUGAGGGAGAUGGAGAUACCUUGGGCAUGCCCCCGAAUCCCUUUUCUACCACCAAUGGGUCAAUUACAAGGGGAAACAUGGGCGGAAGGCAUUUUAGCACUACGUUAGAGAUAAUUUCUGAAUCCGAUUGAGAUCGAGAAGUGUUGCAUAAUUGGACUGAGUUUU
Molecule: messenger RNA, 1285 nt
Organism: Rhododendron vialii
Lineage: Eukaryota; Viridiplantae; Streptophyta; Magnoliopsida; Ericales; Ericaceae
Product: rust resistance kinase Lr10-like
Exons: 3
Biological process (GO): protein phosphorylation
Molecular function (GO): protein kinase activity; ATP binding
Source: RefSeq, a predicted model, not a curated record